Molecule: messenger RNA, 1489 nt
Organism: Oncorhynchus masou masou (cherry salmon)
Lineage: Eukaryota; Metazoa; Chordata; Actinopteri; Salmoniformes; Salmonidae
Product: D(4) dopamine receptor-like
Exons: 4
Coding region: 206-1489 (427 amino acids)
Biological process (GO): regulation of potassium ion transport; adenylate cyclase-activating adrenergic receptor signaling pathway; adenylate cyclase-inhibiting dopamine receptor signaling pathway
Cellular component (GO): plasma membrane
Molecular function (GO): G protein-coupled receptor activity; dopamine neurotransmitter receptor activity, coupled via Gi/Go
Source: RefSeq, a predicted model, not a curated record
GCGUCUCAGCAGAGUUUUCAGUGAUGAAGACUUCGAGAUGGCAAAAGAAACUCAUCCUGUAUACCUAUUUGAAGAGAUGCCUACAUGAAAAUCCCUUUCAAGACUGCUGCUUCCUCUCGGACCUGCCGUGAUUGAACUUCAUCUUCUUCUAUUAGGAGAAAGGGAGAGUGGAUCUUUUUAGGUGCAAGAGCGGCUGUCUGCAGAAAUGCCAGCCAACCUCACCGUCUCAAACAACACCGUGCUAGUUCUGGGUGCCGAAAUUAACACUGCACAAACCCGGGACACCGACUAUAACUUCCCUGCUCUGAUAUUCGGAAUAUUGCUAAUUGUGGUCAUCAUUUGUGGAAAUUUGCUUGUGUGCCUUAGCGUGUACAGGGAAAAAGCUUUGAAAACUACAACCAACUACUUCAUAGUCAGUCUGGCUGUGGCUGAUUUGAUGUUGGCAGUUUUGGUUUUGCCACUGUUUAUAUAUGUUGAGUUCCAGGGUGGUCUGUGGUCACUGAACAUGCAUGUCUGCGACGGCCUGAUGACAAUGGACGUGAUGCUGUGUACGGCCUCCAUAUUCAACCUCUGCGCCAUCAGCAUCGACAGGUUCAUCGCUGUCUCCAUUCCACUCAACUACAACCUUAAGCAUGUUGAUCAGAGACAGAUCUUCCUGCUCUCCGCCACGUGGAUCCUGGCCUUGGCAGUGGCCUCACCCGUCAUGUUUGGCAUCCAAAACGUCCCGCAGCGGGACUCUACAGAGUGUAAACUGGAGGACGACAACUUCGUGGUCUACUCCUCUGUCUGCUCUUUCUUCAUUCCCUGUCCCAUCAUGCUCCUCCUCUACUGCGGCAUGUUCCGGGGAUUAAGGAGGUGGGAGGAGGCACGCAAGGCCAAGCUGAGGAGCAGCAUCCUGGUCUGUAGGAAGUUCCAGGACGCAACUGCCUCCCUGCCCCCGCUGGACUCCUUGCCUCCUCCUCUACCCCCCAUUAUCAAGAGGAAGGAGCUCACAGACAUGAAGCCAGAGCUAAAGGAUAUUAAUCUGGAAGAGCUGGACCCUUACCCCCUAGAGUCUCCAGACGGCCCCUAUAAUAACUCCUCACCAGACACACCAGACCGCCCCUAUAACAACUCGUUAACAACUACAGAGUACAAGGACGGCCCUGUGCCCACUGUGGUGGCCUACUCUAACAUUAGGUACAACCUCCACCCCCAAACCGACCCUCACCAGAAGAAGAGGGCCAAGAUUAAUUGCCGAGAGAGGAAGGCCAUGAAGGUGCUUCCUGUCGUUGUGGGUGCCUUCCUGUUCUGCUGGACCCCGUUCUUCGUGGUCCACACCAUGCGGGCCCUGUGUGCCACCUGUUACAUCCCCCCAUGGCUGAUGAGCAUCGUCACCUGGCUGGGCUACGUCAACAGCGCCCUCAACCCCAUCAUCUACACAGUUUUCAACACAGAGUUCAGGAACUACUUCAAUAAAUUCCUCCACAGCUGCUGUAUAUACCAAUAG